Messenger RNA from Eruca vesicaria subsp. sativa (arugula), 885 nucleotides. Lineage: Eukaryota; Viridiplantae; Streptophyta; Magnoliopsida; Brassicales; Brassicaceae. The record is from the annotation of a GenBank genome assembly.
AUGAAUUCGACAAACACGCCGUUUUCGGUUCAAACAGCAUUGGCAUCAAGAGUUCACCGUGGAAACAAGAACAAGGAAGGAACUCACAUUAACCUUAAGGGUUUUGCCAUUGGUAACGGGUUGACCAACCCAAAGAUCCAGUAUGCUGCAUACGCGGAUUACGCGCUAGAUAUGAAGUUGAUCUCACAAUCUGACCACCAUAACCUUAAUCGUGAUUAUGAAGCUUGUCAACAAUCCAUCAAAGAAUGCAGCGCUGAUGGUGGUGAAGCAUGUGCGUCUUCAUACAUUGUAUGCAACAACAUAUUCCAAAAGAUCAUGAAUAUAGCUGGAAACGUUAAUUAUUACGACGUGAGGAAACAAUGCAAAGGAAGCUUGUGCUAUGAUUUCUCGAACAUGGAGAAGUUCUUGAACCAAAAAUCCGUUCGCAAGGCAUUAGGUGUGGGAGAUAUAGAGUUCGUGUCUUGCAGUACGGCCGUCUAUGAUGCAAUGCAGCUGGACUGGAUGCGGAAUCUUGAGGUCGUGAUUCCAGCUCUGCUUGAAGAUGGGAUUAAGAUGCUUAUCUAUGCUGGAGAAUAUGAUCUCAUCUGCAAUCAAGAACUCACUAUAUUUAAUAUGUUGUUUAUGUACUUUACAGGAAACUCGAAAUGGGUUCACGAGAUGGAAUGGUCAGGCCAAAAAGAUUUUGUAGCAGCUUCGACGUUUCCUUUCCAUGUAGAUAAUAAAGAAGCCGGAUUAAUGAAGAAUCAUGGUUCACUCACUUUCCUCAAGGUCCACGAUGCCGGACACAUGGUUCCAAUGGAUCAGCCAAAAGCAGCAUUGCAAAUGCUUCAGGAUUGGAUGCAAGGAAAGCUCGGUACACCCACCGGUCGAACCGCUCGCCAAUGA